UUAUUCCAGCUCUCUGGAUUUUCUAGCAUGAGCCGCCAAUUCACCUACAAGUCGGGAGCUGCUGCUAAGGGGGGCUUCAGUGGCUGCUCCGCUGUGCUCUCAGGGGGCAGCUCGCCUUCCUACCGGGCAGGGAUCAAAGGGCUCAGUGGGGGCUUUGGGAGCCGGAGCCUCUACAGCCUGGGGGGCUCCCGGAGCAUCUCCUACAAUGUGACCAGUGGCAGCGGGCGAACAGGGGGCUAUGGAUUUGGCCGGGGCCGGGCCAGCGGUUUUGCUGGCAGCAUGUUUGGCAGUGUGGCCCUGGGGCCCGCAUGUCCGUCUGUUUGCCCUCCAGGGGGCAUCUCUCAGGUCACCGUCAACAAGAGCCUCCUGGCUCCCCUCAAUGUGGAGCUGGACCCUGAGAUACAGAAAGUGCGCGCCCAGGAGCGGGAGCAGAUCAAGACUCUGAACAACAAGUUCGCCUCCUUCAUCGACAAGGUGCGGUUCCUGGAGCAGCAGAACCAGGUGCUGGAGACCAAGUGGGAGCUGCUGCAGCAGCUGGACCUGAACAACUGCAAGAACAACCUAGAGCCUGUGUACGAGGGCUACAUUAGCAACCUGCGGAAGCAGCUGGAAACGCUGUCUGGGGACAGGGUGAGGCUGGACUCGGAGCUGAGGAACAUGCGGGAUGUGGUGGAGGACUACAAGAAGAGGUAUGAGGAGGAAAUAAACAAGCGCACAACUGCUGAGAAUGAAUUUGUGGUGCUUAAGAAGGAUGUGGAUGCGGCUUACAUGAGCAAGGUGGAGCUGCAGGCCAAGGUGGACGCCCUGGAUGGAGAGAUCAAGUUCUUCAAGUGUCUGUAUGAAGGGGAAAUUGCUCAGAUCCAAUCCCACAUCAGUGACACAUCUGUCAUCCUAUCCAUGGACAACAACCGGAACCUGGACCUAGACAGCAUCAUCAAUGAGGUCCGUGCCCAGUAUGAGGAGAUCGCCCUGAAGAGCAAGGCUGAGGCUGAGGCCCUGUACCAGACCAAGUUCCAGGAGCUUCAGCUGGCGGCUGGUCGGCAUGGGGAUGACCUCAAACACACCAAGAACGAGAUCUCAGAGCUGACCCGGCUUAUCCAAAGGCUGCGCUCGGAGAUCGAGAGUGUGAAGAAGCAGUGCUCCAACCUGGAGACAGCCAUCGCUGAUGCCGAGCAGCGGGGUGACUGUGCCCUGAAGGAUGCCCAGGUCAAACUGGAUGAGCUGGAGGCUGCCCUGCACCAGGCCAAGGAGGAGCUGGCCCGCAUGCUGAGGGAGUACCAGGAGCUGAUGAGCACAAAGCUGGCCUUGGACAUAGAGAUCGCCACCUACCGCAAGCUGCUGGAGGGCGAGGAGUGCAGGAUGUCUGGAGAAUACACCAACUCUGUGAGCAUCUCAGUCAUCAGCAGCUCCACGGCCGGGACUGCGGGCACAGGAGCCGGCUUCGGGUUCAGCGGGACGGGCACCUAUGGCUACCGACCCAGCUCAGUUGGCUACAGCAUGCUGUCUGGAGGCUGUGUCACUGGCAGUGGAAACUGCAGCCCUCGAGGGGAGGCCAAAACCAGGCUGGGGAGUGCAAGUGAAUUCAAGGAUCCCUCUGGGAAGACCUCAGCUCUGAGUUCACCCACUAAGAAAACCACAAGAUAA
Molecule: messenger RNA, 1644 nt
Organism: Myotis brandtii (Brandt's bat)
Lineage: Eukaryota; Metazoa; Chordata; Mammalia; Chiroptera; Vespertilionidae
Product: keratin, type II cytoskeletal 73
Exons: 9
Coding region: 28-1644 (538 amino acids)
Biological process (GO): keratinization; intermediate filament organization
Cellular component (GO): keratin filament
Molecular function (GO): structural constituent of skin epidermis
Source: RefSeq, a predicted model, not a curated record